Messenger RNA from Tinamus guttatus (white-throated tinamou), 1479 nucleotides. The record is from RefSeq and is a predicted model, not a curated record. Lineage: Eukaryota; Metazoa; Chordata; Aves; Tinamiformes; Tinamidae.
UCUUUUCAGGAGGCUGAUUCUGAAUACUCUGUGUUUCAGGCUGCGUGGAGCCUAAAAACACGAGCUUUAACAGAGAUGGUGUAUGUGGAUGAAAUCGAAGUGGAUCAGGAAGGAAUAGCAGAGAUGAUGCUUGAUGAAAAUGCUGUUGCUCAAGUUGCACGACCAGGAACAUCUUUGAAAGUCCCUGGAACUAGCCAAGGUGGAGGUCCCAGCCCAGCUGUUAGGCCAGUAACUCAGUCAGGAAGACCUAUUACAGGAUUUGUGAGACCCAGCACGCAGAGUGGACGGCCAGGUACUAUGGAACAGGCUAUAAAAACACCUCGAACGGCGCACACAGCGCGUCCGAUUACUAGCGCUUCUGGGAGUUACCCCAGGCUGGGAACGGCCUCAAUGCUGACAAAUCCAGAUGGCCCUUUCAUAAAUAUGUCUCGACUUAAUUUAGCAAAAUAUGCUCAUAAACCCAAACUGGCAAAGGCAUUGUUUGAAUAUAUUUUUCACCAUGAAAAUGACAUUAAAAAUGCUCUAGAUUUGGCAGCCCUUGCCACUGAGCAUGCACAGUUCAAGGACUGGUGGUGGAAAGUCCAAAUUGGGAAGUGCUAUUAUAGGUUAGGAUUGUAUCGAGAAGCUGAAAAACAAUUUAAGUCGGCUCUCAAGCAACAGGAUAUGAUUGACACUAUCUUGUAUUUGGCAAAAGUAUAUUUGCGCUUGGAUCAGCCUGUAACAGCUUUAAACCUUUUCAAGCAAGGUUUAGACCGAUUUCCUGGGGAAGUGGCUCUUCUUUGUGGGAUUGCCAGGAUCUAUGAGGAAAUGAACAAUAUCUCUUCAGCUGCAGAGUACUACAAAGAUGUGUUAAAACAGGACAAUACUCACGUGGAAGCCAUUGCAUGUAUUGGCAGUAACCACUUUUAUUCAGACCAGCCCGAGAUAGCGCUGCGGUUUUAUAGACGGCUCCUGCAGAUGGGUAUUUACAACUGUCAGCUUUUUAACAAUCUUGGCCUCUGUUGCUUUUAUGCCCAGCAAUAUGAUAUGACACUAACUUCAUUUGAACGUGCACUUUCUUUGGCUGAAAAUGAAGAGGAGACAGCAGAUGUGUGGUACAACUUGGGACAUCUUGCUGUGGGGAUAGGAGAUGUGAAUCUGGCGUACCAGUGUUUCAAGCUAACAUUGGUUAACAACAAUGACCACGCAGAGGCUUACAACAACUUGGCUGUGCUGGAAAUGAGAAAAGGUCACAUUGAGCAGGCAAGAGCUUUGCUACAGACUGCUUCAUCUUUAGCACCUCAUAUGUAUGAGCCGCAUUUUAAUUUUGCAACACUUUCAGAGAAGAUUGGCGAUCUUCAAAGGAGUUACACAGCUGCCCAGAAGUCAGAGGAAGCGUUUCCAGGCCACGUUGAUACACAGCAGCUUCUCAAACAGUUAAGAGAGCACUUUGCUAUGCUUUGAUGACAUUUUUUAUUAUGUAAAAGCAGUUCAAAAUCA